CCUCUUUCCCGCCACUUACUGCGUUCCUUCUUUGUUUCCAGUUCACUCAGAUUACUGAGAGUAACCAUUUUUUUUGAAAGAUGUUGUGGGUUGACAAAUACCGACCCAAAACCCUUGACCGAGUUAUGGUUCAUGAGGAGAUUGCCACGAAUCUCAAGAAACUGGUUGCAGAGCAGGAUUGCCCUCAUUUACUCUUCUAUGGACCAUCUGGGUCUGGCAAGAAAACCCUAAUUAUGGCUCUUCUAAGACAGAUCUUCGGUCCUUCUGCCGAAAAGGUGAAAGUGGAGAAUAGGAAUUGGAAAAUUGAUGCUGGAAGUAGAACCAUUGAGCUGGAGCUGACCACUUUGUCAAGUGCCAACCAUGUGGAGUUGAGUCCGAGUGAUGCAGGCUUUCAGGACAGAUAUAUAGUUCAAGAGAUAAUUAAGGAAAUGGCUAAAAAUAGACCAAUUGACACCAAAGGAAAAAGAGGAUAUAAAGUGCUGAUUCUCAAUGAAGUUGACAAGAUUUCAAGAGAAGCCCAGCAUUCACUUCGAAGAACAAUGGAGAAGUACAGUUCUUCUUGCCGUCUAAUUUUGUGCUGUAAUAGUUCUUCAAAAGUCACUGAGGCAAUUCGGUCUCGUUGUCUGAAUAUUCGAGUAAAUGCUCCUUCCGAUGAACAGAUCAUUAAGGUGUUAGAUUUCAUUGGAAAGAAAGAAGGAUUGCAACUUCCAUCUGGUUUUGCAGCCCGCAUUGCCGAAAAGUCAAACAGGAGUUUAAGGAGAGCUAUAUUGUCAUUUGAGACUUGCCGUGUUCAACAGUACCCUUUCACAAGCACCCAAGCAAUUCCACCAAUGGAUUGGGAGGAAUAUAUAUCUGAAAUAGCAAUUGAUAUAAUGAAGGAGCAAAGCCCUAAAAGGUUGUUUCAGGUUCGAGGAAAGGUGUAUGAAUUGCUUAUUAAUUGUAUUCCUCCUGAAAUGAUCCUGAAGAGGCUCCUUCAUGAGUUGUUGAAGAAAUUGGAUGCAGAGCUAAAACACGAGGUGUGCCAUUGGGCUGCAUAUUAUGAGCAUAGGAUGCGUCUCGGACAGAAAGCCAUCUUUCAUAUUGAAGCAUUUGUUGCCAAGUUCAUGAGCAUUUACAAGGCCUUCCUGAUUGCAACAUUUGGCUGAAGAACGAACAAGCAAUCAUCUUUUUUUAUCUUUAAUCGAUGGCAAGAAUGCUUUGUUUUCCGGAUUCUGAUUAUAUGUGUAGUCGGCUUGUCAUUUUGUUUUUGAACUAUGCAUGGUCUGUUAGGGAUU
Molecule: messenger RNA, 1274 nt
Organism: Hibiscus syriacus
Lineage: Eukaryota; Viridiplantae; Streptophyta; Magnoliopsida; Malvales; Malvaceae
Product: replication factor C subunit 3
Exons: 11
Coding region: 81-1145 (354 amino acids)
Biological process (GO): DNA-templated DNA replication; DNA repair
Cellular component (GO): DNA replication factor C complex; nucleus
Molecular function (GO): DNA binding; DNA clamp loader activity; ATP hydrolysis activity
Source: RefSeq, a predicted model, not a curated record